Molecule: messenger RNA, 2373 nt
Organism: Glarea lozoyensis ATCC 20868
Lineage: Eukaryota; Fungi; Ascomycota; Leotiomycetes; Helotiales; Helotiaceae
Product: (Trans)glycosidase
Exons: 4
Coding region: 1-2373 (790 amino acids)
Biological process (GO): glucan catabolic process
Molecular function (GO): beta-glucosidase activity
Source: RefSeq, a predicted model, not a curated record
AUGUAUAUACUUUCAGGUCUCCCGUUCCUCCUGGCCACCACGCAACUUCUGAGCGUGGUGACUUGCCAGGAUGAAGUUUCCAGUCGGUCAAAGAACACCCCAGACUACAUUUCAGACAACGCGCUCCUCCAAGCCACCCAAAAAGCAAACGACUUCAUAGCCAAGCUCACUUUGGAACAGAAAGCAAAGAUGGUGACUGGUAAUAGCUCGGCUGGUGGUGGCUGUAUCGGAACGUUGGAAGCAUUCCCUGACCUUGGCUUCGGUGGGCUUUGUUCUAUGGAUGGCCCAACUGCGCUCAAUCGUGCGGAUUUGAUGAGUGUCUUCCCAGCCGGUUUAACUGCUGCCGCGAGUUGGGAUAGGGAUCUCAUUUAUGAGAGAGGAAAUUCUCUCGGCAAUGAAUUUAGAGACAAGGGUGUUCAUGUGCUCUUAGGACCUUCAGCUGGACCGUUGGGCCGUCAUCCUCUUGGUGGCCGCAACUGGGAAGGCUUUUCUCCCGACCCUUACUUGACAGGUGUGGCCAUGGAUCGCACUAUUCGUGGUAUACAAGAUGCUGGCGUGCAAUCGGUUUCUAAACAUUUCAUCGCCAACGAGCAAGAAAACCACAGGAGCAAUACCUUUCUACGAAACAGAACCGAAAUCGAAGCCAUCUCUUCUAAUGUUGAUGAUCGCACUAUGCAUGAGCUUUAUCUGUGGCCUUUCUACGACGCCGUCAAGGCCGGAACAGUCUCCGUCAUGUGCGCCUACAACCGUGUCAACCAAACAUACGCUUGCCAGAACGACGCCGCACUUAACGGACUGUUGAAAGGCGAACUGGGAUUCCGAGGAUACGUUAGUUCUGAUUACUUUGCAGUUCACGCCGGUGUGAGUUCGGCUGCAGGAGGACUGGACUUGAACAUGCCUGGAUCGUAUGACCUGGCUUCCAUCUACACUGGCAGUUCUUAUUUUGGCGGUAACAUCACUUUAGCUGUCAAUAAUGGAUCUUUACCCCUUGCUCGAGUCGACGAUAUGGUCCGCCGAAUCAUGAUGCCAUACUACCUACUCGGUCAGGACAAAGACUAUCCAACAAUAGAUCCUGGAACCUUGGGCGUACUGGCGAAUCUGUACAAUUCUUACAUCGAGGUGCAGCCAAUGUCACGAGAUGUGCGGAGAAACCAUGCAAAAACAAUCCGCCUCCUGGGAUCUGCAGGUAGCGUUCUUCUCAAGAAUGAGAAAAACAUUCUGCCCAUUGACACAAAGAAGAUCAAAAAUAUUGGUGUGUUUGGCAAUGAUGCAGGAGAUCUGACAGCUGGGUUGACAUUUCCUGGUGAACUGGUGGCAACAAGUCCUGAGUUUGGUACCCUUGAUGUUGGAGGCGGAUCUGGUACUGGCAGACACACGUAUAUUGUAUCCCCAUUAGACGCAAUCAAAGCCCGCGCACAACGAACCGGAGCUAGGGUACAAUACAUCCUUGACAAUAACGUCCUUGCACGUAACGACUUUAACAGCAUCUAUCCAAAUCCAGAUGUAUGUUUCGUAUUCUUGAAGACAUAUGCCAGCGAAGGUUUUGACCGUCGAAACUGGGAAGCAGACUGGAACUCGACUUUCGUCGUCAAGAAUGUGGCAUUAAGAUGUCCCAAUACCGUAGUGAUAACCCACUCAGCUGGUAUUAAUACUAUGCCCUGGGCAAACAACCCAAAUGUCACAGCUAUCAUCGCGGCACAUCUUCCAGGAGAACAGACCGGAAACUCUAUUGUCGAUAUUUUGUGGGGAGAUUUUAACCCAUCCGGCAAGCUCCCUUACACAAUUCCAAAGAACGAGUCGGAUUACGACAUUCCAACAGUCAACCUCACUAAUGUCUCUACAACAACUGAGUGGCAGUCCAAUUUUACCGAGGGCCAAAUGAUUGAUUAUCGACAUUUCGAUGCUAACAAUAUCGAGCCACUCUACGAAUUUGGCUUCGGUUUGAGUUACACAACCUUCGAGCUUUCUAGCAACAUGAAGCUCACCACCCUCCUCAAGAACCCCUCCGCGGAACCAAAUCCAGGACUCGGCAUCAAGCAGGGAGGAAAUCCUGAUUUGUGGACAGAUGUUGUUCGUGUGGUCGGUGAAGUCAAGAAUACAGGUCAAUGCUCUGGUGCUACUGUAGUUCAGCUCUAUGUGGGAUUACCGGAUUCUGUUCCUGUCGGAAAGGUUGUACGCGCUCUCCGUGGUUUUGAAAAGGUGUUCUUGAAGCCGAAUGAAAAGCGCAGAGUGGAGUUCCUACUCAAGAGACGAGAUCUGAGUUAUUGGGAUGUUGUUUCCCAACGUUGGUUGAUACCAACUGGACAAUUUGAGGUGCAGUUGGGAUUUAGCUCUAGAGAUUUCAAGGCAAAGGCAACGCUACAAUUGCGUUGA